Molecule: messenger RNA, 769 nt
Organism: Amborella trichopoda
Lineage: Eukaryota; Viridiplantae; Streptophyta; Magnoliopsida; Amborellales; Amborellaceae
Product: Late embryogenesis abundant (LEA) hydroxyproline-rich glycoprotein family
Biological process (GO): defense response to other organism
Cellular component (GO): plasma membrane
Source: RefSeq, a predicted model, not a curated record
AAAAAGAAAAAAAAAGAGAGAAGCACAAAAAAAACAAAGAACAAGAAAGAGUGCUGCAUAUACAUACAUCCUGAGAUAGAUACAAGUCAUAGAGUACAGAACCAGGGAGAGUGAGAGAGCAAGAGCUAUAGAGUACAGAACCAGGGUGAGGGAGAGAGCAAGAGCUAGAGAGAUGAUGCCAGUGGAUGCUGGGGAUAAACCACGAGGUGGGCGAGGUAGGAUGGUGCGAUGCUGCGCGCUAGCACUACUAGCAGUAGUUGUGGCGCUUGGCAUAUCGGUGCUCACGGUGUGGCUCAUCAUAAGACCUGCAACUCUCACCUACUCUCUUGAAAGUGCGUCAGCCCAGCGUUUCGGGCUCAAGCAUGACAGGCUCAACUCGAGCUUCGAUUUCGUAAUGAGAGCAGAUAACCCCAACAAGAGGGUCUCAGUUUACUACGACACCUUAGAGGUGUCUGUGUCGUUCGAGGGCCACACCAUAGCUUGGGGAACCAUAAGCGGGUUCUUCCAACCACAGCGAAACGAGACCGAAAUACGAAUGCAAGCUGGAGGAGAGGGUGUUUGGGUGCAGGAUGGCACAGGACGCGAUUUGAGACUGGAGAAAAGAUCAGGACAGGUUGAAUUGGAGGUGAAUGUGAGAGGCAAAGUUCAAUUUAAGGUGGGAAAAUGGAAAUCCAGGAAUUAUAAGUUGAGGGUUUCCUGCAUGUCGACGGUGCCGGUAGUCGCCUCAAAGGCGUUUCAGGGGUCAGAAUGCAACGUAGAUAUUUGUUAG